Messenger RNA from Salmo salar (Atlantic salmon), 2755 nucleotides. Its product is annotated as G patch domain-containing protein 2. Gene Ontology annotation, molecular function: nucleic acid binding. The record is from RefSeq and is a predicted model, not a curated record. NCBI's taxonomy places the organism in Eukaryota, Metazoa, Chordata, Actinopteri, Salmoniformes, Salmonidae.
CGAAAUCUGUGCACCAUCGCGCAUGGGUUCUCGUCACGGUAGCCAGGGCACCAAAACAGAGAAGUUGAGCCUCGAGUUUCCACGCGUUCAGUUGCGGAAAUUGACCCACUGCGGUUUAUUUUCGGAAUCAUAUAAUCUACCACAAAGUUAGUGGCACCAGUACAGUAGGUGGCAGUAAUGCGCAAUUAACGUUAGUACUUGUUAGCCAACCACACAAUGAAAGGUGUUGACUGCUUUCGCAUAUGUACUAGCAAGCAAUAUUAGCUAGCUUUAGAAGGGUCCCCUUUGUUUUUGGUUAAAAGUAACCGGCUUUGAGGGGCUUUAAUGUUCCGUGAAGCUAAUUUAAAGACCAUCGGUAAAGCGGGAACCAGCUGGCACUUUAGCCGGACGAUGGACGAGCUGGUCCAUGACCUGGUGUCGGCGCUGGAGGAGAGCUCGGAGCAGGCGACGGGGGGCUUCGGGGAUGGGGGGGACCACGCGCUGGCCGUAGGCUGCCUGCUGAAGAGACAGGCCCGGAAACGUCGUGGGAGGAAGAGACGCUCUGACAACCCCCACCCACCCUGGGAGACUGGCCACCUCAGUGAGGGAUCUGAGUCCAGCCUGGACGAACACAAGGACUACCGCACCACCACAGGCGGAAUUGCCAGCAGCAACAGCCACGCCCGUGACAACAGCGACUCUGAUGAGCAGCUGGGGCCCAAGCGCCGUACCCCCCUGAACCCCGACACAGGGCGUGGCAAGCGCCCCAUCUGGCAGGAGGACCUAGGAGGAGUGCCCGGUGCAGAGGGGUCCCGUAGUUUGAGGCGACGGCGCAAGGUCAAACGCAUGGCCGUGGACCCCCCUCUGGAGCCGGUGACCUCCAGUAGCAACACCCCCAUGCUAGGGCCCCCACCCGUCCCCAAGCCCCACGCAGGGUGCAGGAUCCCUGGGGUGAGCGUGGCUGAGUGCAGGGCGGGGAUGGAGCUCGUUGGUGGUGGGGUUGGAAGAGGGAAAAGCAGGGUAAAGAAGAGGAAACUGGCUGCCCACAGGCUGGGGCUGGAGGCGACUGAUGAAGGGGUGGUGGUGGAGAGUGAGGACGCCAUUAUGGGGCAGGUGGGGCCCAAGGACAAGAUGGAGUUUGAGGAGCAGAAGGGCUCAGACGAGGACAUGAGUGACAGGUGUGAGACCAGCAGUGUCAGCAACAGUAGUGAUGGUGGACUGUACACCAAUGACGAGGGGAGGCAAGCUGAUGAUGAGCAGAGUGACUGGUUCUAUGAGGGGGACCCGGGGGGAGCGUGUGGGGUGGCGGGGGUGAUUCCCUGGUGGGAGAGGGAGGCAGGGGAGGAACUGGACCUGGCUGACCCGGUCUUCAACAGCAUCCUCACCGGAUCCUUCCCCAUCAUGAGCCCUGGGGCACAGAGAGGGUUCCAGGCCAGGCUGAGCUGGCUGCAUGGUGGGCCCCAGGGCCACGAUUCCCAGGGCAUCCCAGGACAGGCCUUCAACGAGCGGCUGGGACGACACCACCAGGACCCCCCACACUCACACGCCCACUCACACGACCCGUGGUUUAGUCCGGGGUCUAGACGAGAACACGGACAAAUGCACUGGGACUCACGGGCAGACAGAGGGCAUCGGAGGAGCUGCUCGGUGAAAACAGCCAGCAGACAGACGAGUGGUCACCUGGGGUCUCUGUGUAUGGGGGAAGUCAAGAGGCGACGCAAAGCAGCACCCCUUGGCUUACCUCCACCGACAGGGGUGGUAGGUGAGAGUGUGGGGCCCAUUCCAGAGACCAACAUGGGGAACCGGAUGCUGCAGAGUAUGGGCUGGAGCCCUGGCAUGGGCCUGGGUCCGGAGGGCAGGGGCAUCACUGAGCCUGUUCGGGCCACACAGAGACCCAAGGGAGCGGGCCUGGGUUUUAACUGAGCCCCACGCUUUAGGCCCCAAACUGAACAGGCCAGGCCAGUAGGCCUCGAUGGAGAUGGACCCUACUGAGAGCAGGGAGGACGGUGGUCAACACUUCCUGUUUUACUUAAAGGAGGACGAACAUCCUAUGAUAGGGAAAGUCACAACCCUGGUUAGAGAGGAAGUGCAUGGAGCGUUAGGGUUCCCACCAGGGCUCCCGAGUGGCGCAGCGGUCUAAGGCACUGCAUCUCAGUGCAAGAGGCGUCACUACAGUCCCUGGUUCGAAUCCAGGCUGUAUCACAUCCGGCCGUGAUUGGGAGUCCCAUAGGGCGGCGCACAAUUGGCCCAGCGUCAUCCGGGUUUGGUCGAGGUAGGCCGUCAUUGUAAAUAAGAAUUUGUUCUUAACCGACUUGCCUAGUUAAAUUUAAGGUUAAAUAAAAUAAGUGUAUUUUUUUUUAAUCAGAUUUGUACUUGAGAUGUACAACAUACCAGUGAAAGGAGAAGGAAUGAAGAGAAGACAACCAGGCAUUGUAGUUGGGUUUGAUUGUGUGCUACUAGCCAGGCUAUAUAGUUGGACUGUGUGUACUACACACUAAAAGGCUCAGUUUCACAAGAAUACAAUUUCUCUUCAAUCAAUGGUCCAUUUUCUCUAAGUAUGGCAGAGCCAAAUGGUUGUGUGAUAUUGUACAGGAUGACAAAAAUAUAUAUUUCAGGUUAAAAUAAUUGUAAGUAUCAAAAUCACUCUUGGGUGUUCAAGUGGUUGAAGUUACAGUGGGGGAAAAAAGUAUUUGAUCCCCUGCUGAUUUUGUACGUUUGCCCACUGAUAAAGAAAGGAUCAGUCUAUAAUUUUAAUGGUAGGUUUAUUUGAACAGUG